UCUACGCCGUCUAGGUUUUAACAACCAAAAAAAACAUUUUUUUUAUAGCUAAAUCAAAAUUGUCCAAAGGAGAAGCAAGAAAGAACAAACAAAAAAAUUCCUUUGUGACAAUGGUUUCUUCAACGAUAAUUUACCCUAAAUGUUCUUGUAAGCUGCCAUUAAUCACCACCUGCGCACGUUAGUUUCAAUUGAAACAUUCCCAAACAGUCACCAAUUAAUCUUGUUUUGCAUCGUCAUGUCAAGAUUCUUUAGAAUUGGUAGUACUAAAAGAGUUGCACAAUCCCUUGAAAAAAGUCAGAGAGAAAAACAUGGAUUGCUUGUUAGGGUUGGGAUAUGUUCUUCAAAGUACAGAUUUUAUGGACAUUACACAUCGUCUGCUAGAGGAUACGCUUCAUUUACUGGGUAUAAAGUACAAAACAGUAUGUGCAACAAUUUUCACAAGAUACAAUCAGCCACUUUGUCGAGCAAUCCUAAAGCACAUCAUGCCCGACUUGCUUGGAGGAGGUUCUUACUGAUUUCUUUUUACAGGGGAAGAACUUUUAUGCCAUUAAGUAGAAUUGCUCAAGCAGUUAGUUUGGCUCUGUGCCGCUCUGCCGUUGUUGUUCCUGGUAUAUUUGCCUUAAGAUAUGGAAAGAAUGUAGCAGUGGCAGAGGCCCUGCCGGUUGUGGACCUUUCCGCUCCAAGGAAUACAUUUUAUCUACGUGCACAAGAUAGUCAUGCUUUAUUUACUCGACUAAUCCUUUCAGCAUUUGAAGGUGCUGUUCUUUUGGUGAGAGCUUUUUAUUUGGCAAUCCUGUUCUCUCCAAGCAUUGCAAUGGCUCCAUUUGCAGAAGUUCUGGGACCUAGGUUCAGGAACUUAUGGCUUCAGGUUGUUCACCGGACUCUUGAAAGAGCAGGUCCGGCGUUUAUAAAAUGGGGCCAAUGGGCGGCUACACGGCCGGAUCUGUUCCCAAGAGAUUUGUGUGCUGAGCUGUCAAAGCUUCACUCACAAGCUCCUGAACAUAACUUCGCCUACACUAAAAAAGUUGUUGAAAAAGCUUUUGGUCGCAAGCUUUCCGAGAUUUUUGACGAUUUUGAGCAGACCCCUGUAGCAUCUGGUAGUAUAGCUCAAGUGCAUCGUGCUUCCUUGAAGUCUAGAUAUCCUGGUCGAGUGAUCAAGCCCAUGAAAGUGGCAGUGAAGGUUAGACACCCUGGAGUUGGUGAAUCAAUUAGAAGAGAUUUUGAGAUUAUCAAUAUAGUCGCGAAAUUAUCAGGGUUCAUACCAUCACUAAAGUGGCUUAGAUUGAAUGAAAGUGUCCAGCAAUUUGCUGUCUUUAUGAUGUCACAAGUUGACCUAGCAAGAGAAGCUGCCCAUCUAAGUCGUUUUAUUUAUAAUUUUCGAAGAUGGAAAAAUGUCUCUUUCCCUAAGCCUGUUUAUCCAUUAGUUCAUCCGGCCGUGCUGGUGGAAACUUUUGAGGAAGGGGAAAGUGUCGCCCACUAUGUUGAUGAACUUCAGGGUCAUGAGCGACUUAAGAGUGCUCUUGCUCAUAUUGGAACUCAUGCACUUCUCAAGAUGCUUCUGGUUGACAACUUCAUGCAUGCAGACAUGCAUCCAGGAAAUAUUCUUGUCCGUGUAACACAGCACAAAUCCUCUCAGAAACGUAUGUUCAAGUCAAAGCCCCAUGUGAUUUUCCUUGAUGUAGGCAUGACUGCUGAACUUUCUCAGAACGAUAAGUUGAAUUUGCUAGAAUUCUUUAAGGCUGUUGCUCGUCGAGAUGGUUCCACUGCAGCGAAGUGCACUUUAAAUCUAUCAAAGAAGCAGAAUUGCCCUGAUCCAGAUGCCUUCGUUAAGGAAGUGAAAGAGUCCUUUGAUUUUUGGGGGACUCCAGAAGGAGAUUUGGUCCAUCCUGCAGACUGCAUGACGCAACUACUUGAACAAGUUAGGCGUCAUAGAGUGAACAUUGAUGGCAACGUGUGCACUGCGAUGGUUACAACUUUAGUCCUGGAGGGCUGGCAACGGAAACUUGAUCCAGAUUAUAAUAUAAUGCACACACUACAGACAUUGCUUCUCAAAGCCGACUGGGCAAAGGAUCUUUCCUACACAAUCGAACAGGUCAUGGCUCCAUGAAACUUCCCUCGUGUUAUUGCAAAAGAAUCUUCUCACAAAUCGUGAUAUACAACACACAAAUGUAUAUUUUAGCCCCAAAAGACCAAAAUCAUGUCUCUAGUUUAUAUUUUAACCAUUUAGGUAGCAACAUAUCUGCCUCACAAGAUUUUGUUAGGGAAAAUAUCUUUUAUAUAUAUAUAUAUAUAUCGAUCACGAAUAAUACUGACCUCUGGAGCUUGACACUUGCGGCAACAAUGGCGAAAGGAAGUGUAAUAUCUUCCUAAGUUGAAUUCAUUGAUUUUUCGUUUUUUUGUUUUCUUUUUCUUUCUUUAAUUAGUUUUAUCUAGGGAAAAAGAAAGAUGAAAACGUUAGAAUAUUGUUCUCAUCCCUACAGUUUUCCUUUCAAUGUAUGUAAUUUUUCUAGUUUUUGUUGUGCUUUAUUUUUCAAUAUAUUAGAAGGAAAAAUACAAUUUUGUUUGAAGCA
This is a messenger RNA of Solanum dulcamara, 2570 nucleotides long. RefSeq lists its product as uncharacterized. The transcript has 5 exons. Bases 236 to 2107 code for a protein of 623 amino acids. The record is from RefSeq and is a predicted model, not a curated record. Lineage: Eukaryota; Viridiplantae; Streptophyta; Magnoliopsida; Solanales; Solanaceae.